ACUGUCAUUGUUGUUCUUUAACUGUUUCUUUUUCAUCAUGGAUACUUGGAUUGAAGUAGUUGUCCCAUGCAGGGCACUCAAGGAGGAGAAGUAUGCUGCACGCAGAGCAAUAUUGCCCUUGCUUCAGGCCGAAGAAGAUGAAAGAUUUGUCAAAGAGUGGAAGAAAUAUCUUGAAUAUGAGGCUGAAGUAAUGAAAGAUGUUCCCGGAUGGAAGGUUGGUGAAAGUGUCUAUAAUUCUGGGAGAUGGAUGCCCCCAGCGACUGGUGAGCUCCGACCUGAUGUCUGGUGACAUUGUUUCCCCAUCUUUGUUUUUGUGCUGCAUCUCUACGGUGAAAUGUUUUUCUGUUCCAUUCAAGCAAGCUUGAUGACACUGCUUUGUCUUGUUCCAUCCUAGAGAAAUAAAUAUGUAGCAAGAAGCCGAGUUUAAUGUGUUGAAAUUCGAAAUACAUCUUAAUGUACACCCCAUAUUUCAUCUUAUCAUCAAUAGACAUCAUUUUCAAUC
This is a messenger RNA of Rubroshorea leprosula, 502 nucleotides long. NCBI's taxonomy places the organism in Eukaryota, Viridiplantae, Streptophyta, Magnoliopsida, Malvales, Dipterocarpaceae. The record is from the annotation of a GenBank genome assembly.